GUGUCAAUCUGCAGGGUGAAAAACCAGUGUAACAAACUUAGCAGAGAAAUGGGAUAAGAGGGGCCAAAAUAUUUGCGCAGCAACUGCCUGAAUUUCAUCUUUAAUUACAUUAGUGAGGCUUGGGAAAUUGUUAUUUGAUUUAUUAAACUUCCUAUAUUUCGACAUGUUCCAUGUCACUAUUGACAACACCCUAAAGUUCUUUGAAUUUUUUAUAACCGCUCAUAUAUAAGUGGCAACUCCCAUACUCUUUCACCAACUCUCGCAUAAACCUACACAAGCACAAUCAAAUGAUCGGCAUUCACAGACUUCCUCUACAAAUUCUUUCAAUAUACUUAUUUACUCAAAUUACCUCAUUCUGGAAAAAUGUAUUGGUAUACCUGCUCACAAAUACAUUACUCGUUGCCAAAGUUCUGUCAUAUACAGUAUCAUCAUGGAAAUCUACACAUUCAUCCUUUUUUCCUAGCACCUUAAAUUCUCCCCCUUCCCAACCCUAGGCUUCCUUAAUCUCCGCAAUAAUCUAUUCACAGACCCUGUCCUUUCAAUUUAUUAUCAAGUCUUGAACUGUCAAACUUUCCAAAUCCUGCGACUUCUACUGGAAGUCAGGAUCACCAACACUAAUACAAACCAUAUAUCCUGUAUUUCUAAUCAUUAUCUUCCCCAUGUAAACCCACUUCCAAUCUAAUCCACCCAUGGAAAAAAUUCCCCACAAGUUGUUUUCAAAUGAAGCCUUUUGAAUCUCUUCUGCUGAUAGAUUUUUAUCUGGUUUAUUCAAUCUUUUGGUGCUUUUAUACCCAACAAAACUUCAUCUGUCAAAAUCAGAGUAAAUUCCCUACUACUAUUUUAUCUUCAGUGUUUCAAGUAUAAAGGAGACAAAUUUGAGUUUAAUAAAUGCACAACUACUUUCAUCAAAAAAUAAAAUUGAAUAAGCACCUUCAAAUAUUAUUGGGCUGUAAUUCCAGAAGAAUAAUUAUUACUAUUACUCCAGAAUCUACCAACAUAUUUAAUUUCCUCUUUGCCUCAUUCUGCUUCCCAGACUCCAAUAAAUGCAAGUUUAUCAAUUCCUAAAAUCAACUGCUACCUAAAAUAUGCCCAAGUCAAUUUUUCUCCUUUUGGUGAAUAAGAACUCAGAGGUUGUGAGAAAGCUUUACAGAAUAUAUAGUGCAAGGAGGUUUUCUUUAAGUGCAGUACUAUGGGUUGUGAAGGACAAGAUAUGGAAAAUGGUCUUUUACUGCUAAUUUCCACUGGCUCAUCUCAAACUCAACAAUACAUCACCUUCCAACUUUUCUACACUUCCAGGUUCUCUGUUUUCACAGAAACAUAGAAAAUAGGUGCAGGAGUAGGCCAUUCAGCCCUUCAAGCCUGCACCGCCAUUCAGUAUGAUCAUGGCUGAUCAUCCAACUCAGAACCCUGUACCUGCUUUCUCUCCAGACCCCCGAUCCCUUUAGCUACAAGGGCCAUAUCUAACUUCCUCUUAAAUAUAGCCAAUGAACCGGCCUCAACUGUUUCCUGUGGCAGAGAAUUCCACAGAUUCACCACUCUCAUCACAUUUCCUAAAUUAUGGAUUCCCCUUCACUACAAGUUGACUAAUAGUGUUCAUUCCAUUUUCCACAACUUUAUAUGCAGAUUCUUCCCAUUUCUAGAAGCUGAUAGCAGUACCUGUUUGCCUUCCACUCUCUACAUUUAACAAUUACUGAAAUCUCCAUUUGUAGAUUCCCCCUCCUGAAAAGAUUUUUGCUUCUAAAAUUCUCAAGUUCACUCCAUCUUCACCAAUUUCCACACCUGACAAAAUUAUUCAAUACACCAAAGUCUUUCACCAAGGGCCAAAAUACUUUCCAUUUAUCUGGGUGAUAAAAAGCUCUUCAGUCCCAACUAUUUUUGCUGCAAAGGAAGAUCAACGUGAAAUAUUAACUUUUAUUUUCAAACAAAUGCGGUGUAGUCUUGUUUUCUGCCUUUUCAGAUUCCCAACACAUUUUCAUUAAGUUAGCGAUACAGCGUGGAACCAGCCCUUGGAAACAUGCCACCCUGGCAAUGCCUGAAAAACCCACUUAACCCUAACCUAAUCAGGGAACAAUUUACCAUGCAUGUCAGAAUCUCUUGCCAGUUAACAUUUCUCUGAUCAUAUUAUCUCUACACAAUAUUCUGGUGGGAAAUUAUAAUGAACUGAAGGAGUGGUGAGACACCAGUCCAAAGUGAUUGGUGGACUGAGAAGUGAAAAAUAUAUAAAAAAAGGCGGUAAGAUUGUGCUAGGUAAAGGAGGCAGGGCUGGGAGAGUGGCAGAUGAAUGAUAGAGGUUGCAAAGAAAAAGUGAGGUGCAGAUAUAAAGAUUGGAGACAGCUACUGGAGGGAGAUAAGCAGGACACCAGUGUUGGAAGCUGAUGUAAUUAUAGGAACCAUUAGUGUAAAAGUGAACGGCAGAUGGGAUGGGUGAUGUCUGUGUAGCGGGCUGCUGGGAGGGGCUACUAUACAUUUAUAAGCUAUACACGCUGUACAGUACAGCAUCUCCUUCAACAACUACAAACAUACCUAGACUCAAGUUACCAUUCCACAAAUUUUCUCCGCUUCACUGAGUGUAAAGUGAUCUCCAAUCAACUCUUAGCCCAGGCACCGCCCCCUCCCCCAAGCCAACGUUUGAAAAACAGAUGUGGUCUAUUAAACACCAGGAUUCGAACUACAAGAACAUGCUUCAAAUUUAAUCCCAUUGUCUUUAACGCCAUCUCCCCAUAUUAACGAAAAUCUCCAUGAGAAAAACAAUCCUGGCCUGAGAGGUUCCGGGGAAAAAUGUGAGCGCUGCUUGGUGCAAAUCAAAUAUUCAUUUACUUAUUUAUUUCUGGGGAGGGGCUGGUGCUGUCUGCUCUGCACAUCACCCCUGAACAACUAGAUACAAUCAAAAGACUUAAGACUUUUAUUUUGGUAAAAUGGUGGCCCAAGAGGGGAAAAUGGCGGGGUCGGGUUGGGAAUAAUCAGACUCAAUCCAAUUACUGUGGAACAAUUCAGAACGUUUUAAGCGCCAGCACCUUCAACACAGGGACCAGGAGCAUUUACUCCCCCGGCCACCUUGGAGUAAAUGGCUGUCAUCUCCUUUUCUCGCCCUUUGAGAUUGUCCAAUCGCUCGGGAGGCCUGGCACACGGGCAACCCUUCCACCAGCAGUCCGGCCUCCGAUCGCCGUGUCCUGACUGAGGUCAGAGCACAUCUGAUUACAAGCGGCAGAGAGAAAAUAAACCAAAUCAAGACCCUCAGGGAGCCUGCGAGAGAUCCCGGCCGAGUGACGAGUCCGGUUUCGCAGGAACCCAUUAUUAGGGCGUUAAACCUGGGAGGGCUUUGGUUGCUCUCCCGCUUCUGGCCUGACGGCACUUGCUUCUUCCGCAUUUUCCUAGGGGUUAGACUCUGACGUUACGUAUUACGACGGCGGCGGCGGCGGCAGCGAAGAGCCGAGUAGUCAGCCCCUCCUCCUCCUCCCCGCAGCCAUCAAACAACAAAGCCUGAUUGGCAGGGCUAGGCCCGACCCGACCCGCCAGCGCUCGGCCCAGCCAGGAAAGGCUGAGCCUAAACCAAGCCCAGGAAGGAGUCGAAACGAACCGAAAUCGGCCUCCGCCCGCCCAACACACUCACCAGGUAAAGGUAAAGGCGCCGCUCCGGGCUCCCGACCGCCUCCCUCCGGACAUGCGGCCGUUCUCCCGGGCGUGAACGGCGAGGCGGCACUGGCGUCUCAGCCCGAGCCCCGCCGUGGGAGUUAAUGGCGGGCAGUAGGCCUCGAGGAGGCCGCAGUUAGGCCUCAAGCGAUCAAACUCCCGGGAAAGGGCUCCGCUCUGGGUUCUAGAUUCAGGCCGCUCCGAAAAUUACUUUUUUUAAAAAUGAGGGAAAAUAUGUUGCAUGGAGGAUUCGUUGGGAAGGCCUGAAUGUGGUCGCCGCGCGCUCAAUGAUUUUUAGGUGGCUUAUUCAUGUAGAUGCAUCUGAAAACCUAUGCCCAAAUGGUGGUCGACAUCUAUACACAUUGAAAAAUUAGUUUGAAUGCUUAUAGCAGUGAACAUUUGAAGGAAGGUCGGGCUAAGAUACAGUGGUGACUGAUGAAAUUUGCAGACCAUGGAUGAAGAUGUAGGAGGGCUUGAACUGCAACAACAGGAGCCCAAGGUGAUUUUUGAUAACACAGUUCAUGAAGUGACUUCACAGCAUAUUGAUGGACACCAUAUUCUUGUGGAAGUUCAAGAAACCGUCUUUGUAGAUUCCACUAUUGACCCAGAAUCCCACUUUGUCUCUGAUGACACUGACUCUGUUGUAAUACAAGAUGCCAUUGAAGAUGUUGUGGCUGAAGAUGUCCACUGCCCUGAUAUUAUUGAGGAACCAGAAACCAUAAUUGUUCCUGAACAAGUACUGGACACAGAUGUUGGCACAGAGGAAACUCUGACUACAAUCCCUGAAGACGUAUUAGCUUCUGACAUUACCUCAGAGGCCAUGUGUGUUGCUGAACAUGUACUGACAAGUGAGUCGAUACAUGUGUCUGAUAUGGCCACUGCUGAGCACAUUGCAGUCAGUGAAGCUGAAAUAGUCACGGAUGCCUUAUUGCCUGAUGUAGAAGAGGUUCUGGUGACAGACUCAACUGCAGAGACUGUGAUAGAUGCACGCAGUUUACACGUUCAGAGUCAGGAGACAGUUCCCGUAACCAUCGAGGCUCCAGUAGGAAAUAAAGGCACUAAUGAAGAUUAUUUAAUGAUUUCCUUGGAUGAUGAUGGAGGAAAGAUUGAACAUGGAGGAAAUGGUGAGCUGAAAAUGGAAAGUGGACUGUCAACACAGAGUGAAAGUUUAAAAGAAGAUAGUACCUGUGGUGAUGUCAUUAAAGUUUACAUUUUCAAGGCAGAUGAUGGUGAGGAUGAUUUAGGUGGAACUGUAGACAUUGGUGAAAGUGAACCCGAUAAUGAUCAUGGGGUUGGACUACUGGAUCAGGGCAAUGUGGGCAGAAUAUCACGAGAGAAAAUGGUGUACAUGACUGUUAAUGACCCUAAUCAGGAGGAUGAGGAUAUAAUGAACGCAACACAGCAUGAGGAGAACUGCUACCUUCAAGCAAAUUGUGCCGACAUUGCAGAUGAAGUUUACAUGGAAGUCAUAGUAGGAGAAGAUGAAGCAGCAGUUGGCCAUGAACAACAAGUUGAAGAAACAGAUAUUAGCAAAACAUUUGUUCCGGUAGCUUGGGCUACCGCAUAUGGUAACAGUUCGGAUGCUGUAGAGAAUAAAAAUGAAACAGGCAGUCACCUCCUCCAGGCAGAUGGAACAAAUGAGCUUACCAGAUUGGUAAAACCAAAAUCAAGGAAAAGGAAGAGACUUGAAAGUAGACAAUAUCAGACAGCAAUCAUCAUAGGGCCUGAUGGGCAUCCUAUUACAGUUUAUCCAUGUAUGAUCUGUGGAAAAAAGUUCAAGUCCAGAGGCUUUCUGAAGAGGCACAUGAAGAAUCAUCCGGAGCAGCUGACUAAGAAAAAAUACCAGUGUACAGACUGUGAUUACACUACCAAUAAGAAGACCAGUUUGCAUAAUCACCUGGAAAGCCAUAUGCUCAUGAACAAGGUGGAGAAGACCUAUGAGUGUGAUGAAUGUGGCAAGAGAUUUACUCACCCAGGAGCUCUGGUUUCCCAUAAGUUGGUUCACCGGGAAAAGGGAGCUACAAAGAUGCACAAAUGCAAAUUUUGUGAUUAUGAGACUGCAGAGCAGGGGCUUCUGAACCGACACCUCUUAGCUGUGCAUAGCAAGAAUUUCCCUCAUAUAUGUGUGGAGUGUGGAAAGGGUUUUCGUCAUCCAUCAGAACUGAGGAAACACAUGCGAACCCACACUGGGGAGAAACCCUACCAAUGCCAGUACUGUGACUAUAAGUCAGCAGAUGCCUCCAAUCUCAAGACCCACAUGAAGACAAAGCACAGCAAGGAUCUGCCUUUCAAGUGUGAGCAUUGUUUAAUGACUUUCACGGAUGCCAAAGAACUGCAGAAACAUACAGCCAUUCAUCAAGGACACAAAACCCACCAAUGUACACAUUGUGAUCACAGGAGUUCUAACUCCAGUGAUCUGAAGCGCCAUAUUAUUUCAGUCCAUACCAAGGACUAUCCUCACAAAUGUGAGGUAUGUGACAAGGGUUUUCAUCGACCCUCAGAGCUCAAGAAACACAUGUCAACUCACAAGGGUAAAAAACUGCACCAGUGUAGGCACUGUGACUUUAAAAUUGCAGAUCCUUUUGUUCUUAGUCGGCAUAUUCUUUCAGUCCACACCAAGGAUCUUCCAUUUAGAUGUAAACGUUGCAAAAAGGGCUUUCGUCAACAGGUUGAGCUCAAGAAGCAUAUGAAGACCCACAGUGGCAAAAAAGUUUAUCAGUGUGAGUACUGUGAGUAUAGCACUACCGAUGCCUCGGGCUUUAAACGACACGUUAUUUCUAUUCACACAAAGGACUAUCCUCAUCGUUGUGAUUACUGCAAAAAGGGCUUCCGAAGGCCUUCAGAAAAGAACCAACAUAUCUCUCGACAUCAUAAAGAUGUUGUUUUGGUGGAGGGGCUAUCAUGAACUAUUUUCAAUUUGGAAAGCAUCUGCUUCUCAUCAUUUGUUGUACAAAAAAGGAAUAUUUGUGUCCUUUAAUUGUUGAAGACUUGGAAACUUAAGUUCAUGCUGAUUACUGAACUAACUUCUCUCUCCCUCUCUCCAUUGUAUUGUGUCAUGGAUUGGAGCUUUAGCUUGAAUUGAAAGUUGUAUGUCCUUUGACUUGGAAAUCCAUUAAAUGGACAUUUUUUUGCAACAUGGUGUCAACUCUUUUAAGAGAUGAAACUAACAAUCUAGUUGCAACCAGUCAGCUGCAGAUCAUAGUCCCUGCCAUUAUAAUUACUGGACCCGAGAUUAGAUAUUGUAUUCAAGAACAAUUUAGCUUCAUAUUAACUAUUGAUGGCAAAUGAGGCCAUUUAUCAGUUUGUCUUAUUGCUCAGUUUUUUGGAGUGCUACAGUUUUUGUGCUAACUGGCUGAACACAUUCUCAGCAUAUUCUGUAUUUUGAAAUUACCUUUUUGUUUGCGCUGUAGUUAAUUUUUUCCGAUAUGCUUCUGAAGCUGCAAUGUAUUAUGGUAAUAGUAUAUUUUCUGUUUUUCUUUGAAUUUUUUUUACAAUUUCAUCUUUUAAAAGAAAAUUCUUCAGUGAUAUACCAUUGAGCCUAAAGGCCUCCUCCGACUUCCCACGUUCUACUUGUAUUUCCAGAUGCGCUUCAUUCCUGUAUUGUGUGGUCUAGCAAUGCAUCGUGGUGGCAGAAUCCUCUCAGCUAAUUUACUUUUCCAGAUAUUGUGUAAAAAGAAUGACAUUAUUCAUGUUUUUACAAGUGUACACAUUUUUUUCCAAAAUUAUAUUUUGCCAAUGUCUGUAUCUUGUAUAAAUAAAAGAAAUAGCACUAUAUGUUUUCUAAAAAAAAGGUCCAGUGCUUUCUGUAGUACACUGCAGCUUAAUUUUAAGUUAGCAAGUUAAAAACUGUAUUGUCAGUUCUGCAUAAGUUAUAAAAGUUAUACUUUGAAAUAACUCAGGUGGUUAGCAAUACCUUAUUUUAUACAAUGUACCUCAAUCUAGUUACACUGGAAUGAGGUUCAUGGUGGAGGUGAGUAACAGAGGUUAGUAUUUUCUGUAUCAUUAAAUCUUUCCAACAAAAAAGCAAAAGGAGUGGGUGCAACUUUUUAAAAGUACUGAGAAAUGAUUAAUGGAAAGUAUGCAAUAUGGAAUAAUCUCCUGAAGUCUUCAGAUCAGGAUUAAUUUGGAAGGUGAAGGGAAACUGAAAAGUACAGCUUAAUUCCAAAAUUUAAUGUUUUUAUAUUUUAUAAAAUAUUUAAUUCAAAGCUGCAUGCAACAUCAGGUUUCUACAGAAUCCUGUAAGUUUUCAAGUAUAAGUUGGGCUUUAUAUUCAUUAGUGCCUAAAAUAGCAUCUAAGUUUAAACUAAUUUUAAAUGAAAGAUCUUUGACCAUUAUUGUAUAACUUGCAGACUAAUUCCUCAAUGUAUUCUCAAAAGUUUGCACACUGUUGGAUGAAAAGAGAGAAGAUUACAGUAUUUAAAAGAAAAGAUGGUAUUAAAUAAUUUAUACAACACAGUGAUUAACAUUACUUACUCAAAAGUCAUUUAAUUUAAUGUUAUACCGUCCUCAAUGUACAUGUUUUAAGCAACACAUUUGUUAAAAUCAUUAGGAAUACUAAUUUUAUUCUAAACAUAAUCUUUCUAAUUUAGCUGACUCCUGACCCCCACCAUGCCUACAAAAUAUAGAAAAUAUAAACUUUGUUACUUUUAAAAUCUGUUUAAAGUACCAGAGUUGGAACAGAUGGAAUUGAAUCCCACAUUGCGAUUUGAGCAUUUUCUCCCCAUCAUGAUUUCUAAGUUAACACAAACCUGAUAUUACAACAGUGCCCCAGUGUUCCUGAUGCAUUUUUGGGAUUUAAUUUGUCCUGUGACAUUGGGAGCUUUGAAAAUUGCACUAACAACAAAUGCAGUUCUUUUGGUUGGGCUUGUGUACUCAUUGUACCAUACAGCAAGAAGCAGUGUUGUACAUUAUCAUAAUGCAGGCCUGAUGUUGGACAGAGUUUCUGAGGCAAAAUUUAUUUCUGAAGUAAGGUAAAAUAAUGGAGAGUGGGUAAUAGGGAAAAUGUAUAUGUUUAUUAAAAACAUUCUUAUUAAUGUUACCAAUUGCUCAUUGUAUAAACUUUGAGAGGGAAUAUAAACUUGAGCAAUUGAAUUGUAUUUAAUACACUUUGAAGGGCAGCUAAGAGAAUUCUUUGAAUAGGUGUAGACUUUUUUAUACUGAGAUAAAACGUGAACUAAUUAAAAGCCAAUUAAUUUGAGAAGAACACACACAAAAUGCUGGUAGAACACAGCAGGCUA
Messenger RNA from Hypanus sabinus (Atlantic stingray), 8867 nucleotides. Its product is annotated as zinc finger X-chromosomal protein-like. Gene Ontology annotation, biological process: regulation of DNA-templated transcription. The transcript is spliced from 11 exons. NCBI's taxonomy places the organism in Eukaryota, Metazoa, Chordata, Chondrichthyes, Myliobatiformes, Dasyatidae. The coding region runs from base 4082 to 6535 and encodes 817 amino acids. The record is from RefSeq and is a predicted model, not a curated record. Gene Ontology annotation, cellular component: nucleus. Gene Ontology annotation, molecular function: RNA polymerase II cis-regulatory region sequence-specific DNA binding; metal ion binding; DNA-binding transcription factor activity, RNA polymerase II-specific.